AGCUGGGGGAGGGGCUAACGCUGGGAGGGAAAGAGGGAGGUGAAGGGACUGCUCCUCUGUCUAAAUGCCUGGCACAAGAGUUCACACAACAGGCUGCCGACUUACAGACCUGCCUUAACUCUAUCAAAACCACCGGAUGGGGAACACCUGCUCUCCUGGAGCUCGGAAAGCACAGCAUACAGGAGUCUUCCAGCAGCAGAACAUCCCGUCGGUUGCCUCAUGAAGGAAUGCCUCUAUGGGACUGUGCACAACAAAGACAAGAGAGAGAGAAUACCGCUGACGGGAGGGGGGCAGCCGGAGGGAGAGGGGGACAUUGUUUGCUUGUGGCUGUGGGCGACCGAAAAGCAUGGGUCAUCUUGCAUAAAGUGUGUGUGUGUGUGUGUGAGUGUGUGUGUGUGAGUGCGUCUGUGUUUAAACCGGGAUUUGUGUGUAAGUGAAGUCCUGUUUGAGCAAGUGAAUGUGAAGGUUUUCACAUGUUUAUACGUCUGGAAAGGAAGGCCUCUCAAAGGAUGCUGAGAGGAGACAGGUUUUUUGUUCUCCUGUUUGAAUGAUGACGGAGGAAUGCCGUUUGUCCUCCUCUAUGCACGGGGGUAAGAAAGUAUGCACCCCAACCGACACAACCGCCUCCUCUUUCUGGACUCAUUCAAACUUUCUCACUGAAACCAGCAGAUGCUGUGAUGCCAUCAGAACCACUUCAGUUUCAUCGAUUAUAUACGGGUGAAAACAGCUUGCAAGGAAUUUGGCUUAAAUAAGUCCGUUUCACUAUACUGUAGUUUAGAUGACACCUGUAUGUAUGGCACAGGGAUCCAAUUAUCCCGUGGACUGAAGAAUCAUGGGUAACCUAAUUAGCAGACCUAGCUGUUUGGGACAAAAGUCCAAACAAGUCAAGUCAGAGGUGAGAGUCUUGAAAGGGUGCUACCAGCAACGGAGAGAAUGGUCGCUCCCAGAGCCUCCUAGAGAAGAAACAAGGAAAGAGGACGUGGAAGAGGUUCUUCGGCAAACUCCAACACCGGAAAAGCAGAGGAGUUCCCCAGCCCCUACUGUCACCACGACCAGCACUCUGGACAACGCCUGGCGAAGCACUCCAUCCCCGGUAAAAACACCACUAAAUGAUUCUUUGCCCAGAAGGAGUAAUAUUCCGGAGUAUAGAAGGUCCCCCCUGAGUCAGUAUGGGUCCGUGGACAGGAGAGGCAGCCUGCAGAGAAGGGAUUCUGGAAGUCCCUGGUCCUGGAAGCCUCUGAACACUCGAGAGGUCACUGAAGUCACAGAGGUGACAGAGACGAUUGUUACAGAGAUUGUAGAGGUGACAGAGUAUCCUUCUUCAGGGAAAGGAGGUGACCCUAUUGUUACUAGAACUGUUAGAGUCCUUACUGGAGCUGCUGGGGAACUUGCAGAGGUGCAGAGUGAUGGUCAAUCGAGUUCAGACCAGGAAUCAAGUCUAGAUCAAUGGAAGGAUGGCAGAAGUGUUGUGACUCUGAAAGAUGAGUUCAGGGAUCCGUUGAAAUUCCAGCAAAAUCUGGAAAUGCUGCUGACGUGGGUCUGCGAGAUUGAGGAGCUGGCAGCCAAUCAAAAACCACCAUCCUCAGAGUUUAAAGUGGUGAAAGCACAGCUGCAAGAACAGAAGCUCUUACAGCGCCUCGUAGAGGACAGGAGAGCCAGUAUGGAGACCAUGAUGCAGGAGGGUCCACACCUGGCAGAACAGCUUCAGGAAAAUGAUAGUGAAAAGCCCAAAGUGCAGCUUGCACAGCUCAAGCUCAAGUGGGAGGCUCUACUUCAGGGCGCCAACAGCAGACACAGGACUCUGGAGGACAUUCUGCCAAGAGCUCAGCUAUUCCAGGAGAUGACAGACAGACUUCAGCAAUGGCUGAUAUCUGUGGAUCAGGAAUUAGCUGAGCUCCGCUCUGCAGAAAGAGGGAUGCUCCAUCUGCAGGAAGCCACAGGACAGGCCAAGGCAGUCAUGGAAGAGAUAAAAGCUAAGAGUGUCGACCUGGGGAAACUCCAACAAUGUGCUCGUGAGCUCAUGGAAAAGAUUUCAGAGGAGGAAACCCAGCUGGUGCAGGAGCAGGUAGACAGUCUGCGUAUCCGGUACUCAGUGAUGAGUCUGGGUAGUGCUGAUGUCCUGCAGAGGCUGGAACAGGCUUUGGAGGCAUCUAGUCGAUGUACCUCCAGUCAGGAAGACCUCCACAUGUGGCUUGGUCGAAUCGAGAGAGAGCUGCUUGCUCCUGCUGCCAAUAGCCAAUCUGGGGACGCAGUCUUGUGUUCUUCUGAGAGGCAGAAGCUUGAACAGGCUGUUGAGAAAGAGUUGGCUUGGUUUAAAGACACAUCACUGGCACUGGAGGAGCUCAGAGCCAUUAAUCUGGAACCAGACAUCAUCGCAGCCAAGUUCAAUGAGCAGAAAAUACUUGCUGUAGAGAUUCUGCAGCACAAGUUUAACAUUGAGAAAAUGGUGAAGAUAUUGGAACUCCUGCAGAUGUACACUGGGGAUGGGGAGACACUGAGACUCCUGUCUUCCAUAGACACCUUACAGGAGCAGUAUCGAGUCACUACUGCCACCAAUUCCCAAGUCUUGCUUCAACUGGAACAUGCUCAGUCGCUCUUGUCUCAGUUCUCAGAGGGCUAUGCUGAGGUUUUACCAUGGUUGCAGGAAACCAAAGCCCUUAUUGGCCAGUUUACCCUGAACACCAUCAGCUAUGAGGCUUUCAGAGAACAACAGGACCUCUUACAGAGAAUCAGGGAAUCCACAGCAGAGCAUAAGCCACUGAUAGCACGGCUGAUCAUGCUGGCCCGGCGUCUAUCAGACCUGAAUACAGCUCAGGGACAAGAGUUCUGCCAGAAAGCUAGGGACACUGAAGAGCAGCACCUGUCCAUCAGAGACAGGGUUCGAGAAGCUGCUGGAGUACUGGAGGAGUCUCUGCCCCGCUAUACACAGCUGAAUGAGAGGAUGACUCUGAUUGGAGAAAGACUGGAGCGGCUGUGUAGUCACCUGCAGGCCUCAAUGGCUCUUCAAGGCCUCACCCCACGAAUUCAAGAGCAGCUACAGGACAACAAGCACACAUUGUCUGAGCUCUCCAAAAUGGAUCUGGACCUCAGUAGUGUGAGGACACAGGCUCAGGAGCUCCUGUCCAACACAGGGGCUCUCGCGGGUAGUUCUAUUGGCACGGCUAUCCAAGAGCGGGUUUGCAGUCUAACGGGCCGCUGGGAGGAGGCUCAAAGACAAGCUCAGGAGAGGGAGAAGUUGCUUCUCAAUCUCCUGGAUCUAGCGGUCAGGUUCUGGAAUGAUGUGAGUGACAUGACAUCUGGCCUGAAUGAUGCCCAGCAAGCUGUUCUGGACCUCAACUCCAGUCGAUCAGAUUCAGAAACCAUUCGACAGAGCCUAGAGACCAUGCAGACACUCAGGGAGGACAUUGAUUCUCUACAAGGUGACCUGGACACACUGGGAAUUCUGGGAAUGGAACUCAUGUCAGCAUGUGGUGACACAGACAAGCCAGAGGUCACCAAAAGUUUGGAUGAGCUUUAUGGAACAUGGAACAAUCUCAGUAAGAUCUGGACAGAGUGCAACAGUAAGUUAGAAGAAUGUUUACGAUUGGCUCUCCAUUAUCAGGACAGUAUGCAGGGUCUGUUUGAGUGGCUGAAGUCUGCAGAGCUGAAAUCCACCGAAGGUUUCUCAGUGGGAUCUGACCUAGGAUCAGUUAAAGAGCAGCUGUGUGACCUGAAGGAAUAUAAGCGAGAGCUCUAUCAGAAGAAGAUUGAGAUUGAGAGUCUAAACCAUCGCUUUGUGUGUCGCCUCUCCCCGGGCACUGAGCGGCCUGGGUCCGUCUCUCCACUGUGUGACUUCCGUCAGCGAUGGGACGAUCUGGAGUCAGAGACUGUCAGUAGACAGCACCAGUUGGAGUGUGCACUGCUGGGCUUGGGUCAGUUCCAGAACACGCUCGAUGAGCUGCACGCCUGGCUCUCCCACACAGCUGACCUUCUGCAGGCCUCUCAGCCAAUCAGCAUUGACCUGCAAACCUGUGAGAUAGAGCUUGCCAAGCACAAGGUUCUGCGGAACGAUGUGAUGUCCCAUGUGCACACGGUAGACUCUCUGAACCUGGCCGGCAGAAACCUGAUGGAGUCUGGGGCAGGAGAAAGUUCACAUGUCCUGCAGACUCGUCUGGAACAGCUGAACGAACGCUGGGAAUUUGUGCGCUGUGAGACAGAGCGCAGACAGCUAGAGCUGGAAAAUAACCUCAGUCAGGUUCAGGAUGUGAGCAUGGAGGUCCAGGAUCUCCUGCAGUGGCUGGAACACACAGACCUGAGGCUGUCGUCCAGUAAGACGGUGUGGGGAAUGCCAGACUCUGCCAGCGAGAGACUGAGCGCUCAUUUGGAGUUGUGUAAUGAGAUGGAUUCUAAAAUGCACACUUACACAAAUGUGCGCAAAGCGAUCCACAGGAUGCUGGAGGGCAGUGAAGUGGCCCGGGGCUCCAGCACGGAGCAUAGCUUAUGCAUGCUGGAGCAGAAGUGGAGCGCUGUCUACGCAAAAAUGCAAGAAAGAAAGGCAAAGUUAACAGAGGGACUUGGUCUGGCCAAGGAGUUUAACAGUAAUGUCCAGGACCUGCUGACCAAAAUGGCCAAGUGUGAGGAGACCAUAAACACUCUGUCUGUGCCCAGCUUCAUCCUGGACACCGUCUGCGCUCAGCUUCAGGAGCACAGGGUGCUGGUAGGUGAGGUGCAGUCUUACGGAGAGAGGAAGACGAGCGUGGAGACCGCUGCCACACGUCUGUCGGAGCUCAGCAGGAAGGAAGACUACGAUGUGGUGCAGAACCUGAUCAUGACCGUCCAGGACCGAUACAAGAAACUCCUCCAGCACACCGCAGACCGGGGGAAAACACUCGAGGACGUCAGAAGACAUGCUAAACAGUUCAGUGAAUCAUGGCACUUGCUGGUGGACUGGGUGACGGAGGUUGAGCAGACGCUGGACACACACAAAGAGAUCUCUGUGUCGCAGGAAGAGAUCAAACAACAGCUCACUGAACAGAAGGAGUUCCAGAAGCUGCUCCGCUCGAAGCGGCCGAUGUACGAGGCCUGUCUGAAGAGUGGCCGCUCGCUGCAGGAGAAAGCCCAGAGUCCUGAAGACACGCAGCACCUGGAGAACAUGCUGUCUGAGCUCAGAGACUCGUGGGACACCAUCAGCGGUAAAUCCAGCGAGAGGCAGCACAAGCUGGAAGAGGCUCUGCUGUUUUCAGGCAGAUUCACUGACGCUCUGCAGGCUCUUAAUGACUGGCUGUACAGAGCCGAGCCACAGCUGGCUGAAGAUGUGCCUGUCUGUGGGGAAAAAGAGCUGGUCAACAAUCUGAUCGACACGCACAAGGUGUUCCAGCGGGAGCUCGGGAAGCGUGCCGGCUGUAUCCGCACACUGAAGCGCUCGGUCCGGGAUCUGACGCGGAGCAGCACGGCCGAUGCACACCGGCUGCAGGAGCAGAUGGAGGAGCUGGAGAGACGCUGGGAGGCUGUGUGUAAACUCUCUGUGUCCAGACAGACUCGACUAGAAGCCGCGCUGCAGCAGGCGGAGGAGUUCGAUGGGAUGGUUCACUCGUUCCUGGAUCAUCUUUCGGAUGUUGAGAGGGUCCUGAAGUACGGAGUGCUCCCUGAGGAGGAGCAGGCUCUUCUGGCAUUUCUUACCUGUCACCAGGAGUCGAUGAGCUCCUUGAACGCUCAGCAGACGGCGCUGGAGAACAUUCAGAGACUAGGAGAGGAGAUCCUGUCCUCCUGCCAUCCAGACUCCAUCAUCACCAUCCGAUCAUGGACCAGCAUCACAAACACUCGCUAUGAAGAGGUCCAGACGUGGGCGAAGCAGCAGGCCGCGAGGAUCCAGAGCACGCUGUCUGCUCUCGAGGCAGAGAGAGAAGAGAUCCAGCGAUUACUGAACUGGAUCUCCUCCGCUGAAGAGACUCUCGGUCUGAAGGAGCAGGAGCCGCUGCCUGAGGACCUCGAGCUCACCGCAGACCUCAUCACACAACACACGGAUUUCAUGGAUGAGAUGAAAGGGAAGCUACCAGAAAUCGAAAAUGCCACAAAAUCCUGUAAACACAAGCUGGUUCCCAAGCAGCAGGUUUCUCCCAGUCGCAAGACACCAGCAAAGAGGAGAGGCACAGCGAAGCCCCCGCCGUCUGUUCCUCUUCCACUGGAGAAGCUGGACCCUCAGACACCCGUCAUGUGUCAGCUGGUGAGUCAAUGGAGGAAACUCUGGCUCCUGGCCCACGGCAGACAGAGCAGACUAGAGGAACAUCUGCAGAGGCUGAAAGAGCUGGAGGAGUUUGCUAAUUUUGACUUCAACAUCUGGCGGAGAAGAUACAUGCAGUGGAUAAGUCACCUCAAAUCCCGGAUACUGGAUGUUUUCCGUAGCAUUGAUCGAGAUCAGGAUGGCCGGAUCACUCACAAGGAGUUCAUCGACAGCGUGCUGGCCUCUAAGUUUCCCACCAACUCUCUGGAAAUGACUGCGGUUGCUAACAUAUUUGAUGUUAACGCCGAUGGAUUCAUUGACUACUAUGAAUUUGUGAGUGCCCUCCAUCCAAGCCGAGACCCUUACAGAAAGACAAUAGAUGCAGACCAAAUCAAUGAGGAGGUGAGUCGUCAGGUCUCUCAGUGCAACUGUCCAAAGAGAUUUCUAGUGGAGCAAAUUAGCUCAAAUCGCUACAGGUUUGGCGACUCUCAGCAGUUGCGGAUGGUUCGUGUUCUCAGAAGCACUCUGAUGGUUCGAGUCGGCGGUGGAUGGACGGCAUUAGAUGAGUUUCUAGUGAAGAAUGACCCCUGCAGAGUAAAGGGACGCACAAACCUGAAGAUAAAGGCGAAGUAUCUCUCUCCGGACGGGUUCGAGGCGUCGGGCCGCAGAGGCAGUGCUAAAGGCCUGACCGUCAGCAGAUCCAGCUCCAGUCUGAGUUUAUACAGCAGCGCUUCGGCUCCCAGCAGCCCACUGACACGCAAGGCAUUGCUACGCAGAAGUUUCUCUGGUGAGAGGUGCAUUCAACCCAGGAGCUCUAUCGCAGCUUUAGGGAGCGAGCAUUUCUCUGCCGACAUCGACUCUCCUUCACCUACAGCGAUAGAAAGACCACCAACAUGAACACAUCUUGUCCCGUACCAUGAGCUCAACCAGGCAGACGAUCCUGAUCCACAGGAUGGACAGAAACCACUCGAGCAGACCUCAGAUCAGUGGACACAGCUGGUCACUAGUGCUCUGAGGUGUGUUACACCAUCCGUUUCAUAGCAUAGCAUUGACUUUUUACCUUCACAGACUCUGUUUUUACAAAACGGACUCCCUGCUUUGUGUGUAACGAGAGAGCGCUGGAAUGUUUCGCAUGGGUUUGAGCAGCACGACGCCUGUAGUAUCAAAGAGCAAUAGCUUAUGUAGUGCUUUACAUAGCAUACAUGUAUAUGCACAGCUCUCUUUAUUUUCUGUAGUUGCCUGAUGCAGGGACAAAUGUUCAAUCUGACCCCGUGUCCUCCACUGCCUUUGUAUCAGUUUCACGACACAGUUAGUGAUGCAAAAUACAAACCAAAAUACUGCUGUCUGAUGGUUUAGGCUUUAUGAUACGCAGAGCUUUUGGGGUCCAUGUUAAUGUUUUGUGUAAGUGUGGCUAUUAUAUCCUCAGGUCUGAAGUUCUAGAAUAUUUCAGGGUCUAGAUUAUGAAUUUAAAGACCACAUGAUAUAUACCAGCAACAUGUCACCGUUAGCAAAUAAUAAAUACUGGUUAACGGUGGUAAAUGAGCCCCAGAAAUACAUGACUUUGCUUACAUUUCCUGAAAUGUGUAAAUAGCAAAUAGCAAAACCAGAAAUACAAUCGUUCCAGGUACAUUUUUACAUGACAUGUCUACAAGAGUUGGUAUAAGCUAGUUUAUAGUUGUUCCUCAUUGCAGAUUCAGAUUUAUUUAGCAGCACAGUGUCAUGUAAAAAAAAAAAAAUGAAGUAAAGAAAAUGUGCCUAUGGAUACACAAUGGUUGCAAAAUGACCUUGUGUUGGUUAAAGCACAUUUCAUGGCAGUUCUGAAUAAAAAGGUCUGGUGUCUGAUGCUAAACGGCAUGAUCAAAUGUCUCCAAAACAGUUAAAUGUGACCGUGGCAAUGUUUCAUUACACUGGUUGUUGGUAAAAUAUUCUGACUUUUCAUCUGUCAAAUCUAACCUGUAUUGUUUACAAAAGAAAAUGUGUGAUAAAAACACAUUUGCUGAAGCAAACAUGCCAAUUUAGCUUUCUAAUUACUUUACCAGGUGUGCUACUUAGCAAGUUUACUGCGUCAAAAAUGCCACACAUACUGAGCUGAUUAUGCAAUGCAAAUGACAAAAUGCAUUCAUUUACAUGUAAUUCACAAUGGUAAAAUUAUUCUGUAUUGAUAACAGAGUAUUGUGCAAGACAACAUGCAAACUCUGUGUGAAAAGGAACAAAAGUUGUUAGCGUUUACUGUUCAUUUCAUCUGGAAACUGCAAUCAAAUGUAAGCAGAGUCACGUUUAACUGUGCUGUCAAUAUUCUUAUUAUAGCUUAAUCGUAAAAAAACUAUCUGCCAUGAUUCUUUGAUAAACACUAGAAGUUGGAGCUUAAGAAAAUCGUGGUAAUUAUAACUUCAUGAUGGUGUAAAUACAAUCAUUCCAACAUGACUUGGACAAACAAGAACAUGAGGUCUUUAAAUACUUUGAGUCUGUUUAGAGAUGUUCUUUAGCAUUUUAGCAUUGCGUUUGCUGUAUGUCUCUCUAAUUUUUACACCUCAGUGUUUGUAAAAUGUAUAUUAGUGUAAUUUCCAGUCUAUUUUUUGUUGUUGUUGUUGUUUGUUUCUUAUUUGAUUUUGAACAAUCAUGCCACCGGUUGUAAUAACUUCCUUUGAGGAUUUGAAAGUGUAGGUCUCAAUGAGAUUAGCUGAAUUAUACUCAUCACAGAUGCUCCAGCUGUGAUUUUUGACUUUUAUUUUAGCCAAACAAAGCAACAUUGAUUUUUUUUUGUUUGCCUUAAACCUACUUGUGAAUGUUUGGAGUUGAAUUCUUGUACCAUUGUACCAGGUUGUUAAGAAUGUAGCAUUUGAUUCGAAUUACAGUACAUAUCAAAUAUGUGUGUCUUUUAAUUUUGUGCAUAUGCGGUUCAGUUCUCUUAAUUUUGAGUUGAAAUGGGUUUGGAGGGUUCAGGAUUGCUUAACAGGCAUACUUUGCUUUAGCUUUUUGCUUUGCUACUCUGUUUCAUCUGAGAAUCUUCAAAUGAAGGAAUAUUAAUAAAACAUUUAGCCAAAAAUAUGACACAUUUAUUUGCAAUGGACUUGCAAGAAAUAAUAAUUUCUGGCAGUGAUUGAUUAGAUAUGCAAAAUCCAUUUGACUCUCAAAAACUCAAAAUUCUGUGAUUAUUCAUCAUCUUAUAAAUGCUGGUUUAUAUAAUGCAUUUCUGGAAAGAGAUCGUCUUCUAAUAUGCACCUGCUGUUAUUGUACUGUAAAUCUCUGAUGCUGUAAAUAAUGGUAUGUUCAGUAGCAUUAUUGCUUGUUUACUGUACAUUUCUGAUUUUGUAAAAUAAGGUUACAUAGAAUUUGAGAUCAGCGCUGAAUUACUUUUAGUUGUGGAAUUACACUAAUCAUACUUGUAAUUAUAAAUCUGUUCAAAUAAAAUGUUUUAUAGAAAGUUGUGUAUAAAAUGGUCUAUAAACUGUGCAUUUUUGCAAAAUUCAGUGCUAAGAAAAGACCCAGGCUGAUGUACUGUGGUAAUAAGGAGUUUUCCAUAUUGAUUUUUCACAACUGUUUGUGCCAUAUUUAGAUUUACACAUUUAAUGUUGUGUUUUGACGUUAAAGGAAAUCUGCUUAAACUUAACAGAUUAAAUUUCUUUUCUUAUGAUGAGGGACAACAAAUACUAUGACAAA
This is a messenger RNA of Carassius auratus (goldfish), 9859 nucleotides long. RefSeq names its product microtubule-actin cross-linking factor 1, isoforms 1/2/3/5-like. Gene Ontology annotation, molecular function: microtubule binding; structural molecule activity; calcium ion binding. Gene Ontology annotation, cellular component: membrane; intermediate filament; cytoplasm. Lineage: Eukaryota; Metazoa; Chordata; Actinopteri; Cypriniformes; Cyprinidae. The record is from RefSeq and is a predicted model, not a curated record. The transcript has 40 exons. Gene Ontology annotation, biological process: wound healing; intermediate filament cytoskeleton organization. Bases 833 to 7096 code for a protein of 2087 amino acids.